ACCAAAAUGGCGACAGUAUUUGCUCGUCGUUCUUGUUUGAAAACAAUGUCAGUAGAUGUUUUAGCUGAACAUGCACACACACGAUAGCGAUAUGUCGAAACACAGUCCCGAGAAUAUGGUAAAAACAAAACCACAUUCAGUUCGUACGUACGACGAUGAAGGUUUCCGAAAACGAGCUGCAUGUCUGUGUUUUCGUAACGAAGAAGAAAACGAGAUAUUAUUGGUAUCCAGUAAAAAGUUUGGGGAUCGCUGGUUAGUGCCAGGUGGUGGUUUAGAACCGCUUGAACACCCCAGUGUGGCUGCCAUGAGAGAAGCUGUUGAAGAGGCUGGAGUGAAAGGCAGUCUUGGCAGGUGUCUUGGAGUUUUUGAAAACUCUGAAAGGAAACAUAGAACAUGUGUAUAUGUGCUGGUAGUCACAGAAUUACUUGAAACUUGGGAAGAUCAAAAAAAUUUUGGAAGAAUAAGGCAGUGGUUUCCUGUGGAUGAAGCAUUUGCACACUUGGAAUACAAACCCCUACAAAAACUUUUUCUCAUAGAAGCAUUGAAAAGCAGAUGAUUCUUGUAUCAUGGCAAAGCUACUUGAUCUUUUAGUCUGUUUGAUGGUCAAUAAUAAUUGGUUUAAAUAAUUUAUUCAAUCCCUUCUAUAAAGUAAUACACAGUCAAUGCUGUCUCUGAUGGAGACAGUUUGAUAAGAGUCACUAUGUUUUUGAGAUAAAAUUAUAAAUAUUGCUUAUUUUUAAGUCACAACUUUUUUUUAUUUUUGACAGUGUUUUGAGGUAAUCUGAAGUUUUCUGUUGUUACACUAGGCAGGUCAUGAUGUCAUUUGCCAAUCUGAAUGUAAGACAAAUUCUACAAUUUCCAGUAUUUUUCAUUGUUGUUAUAGUGUGUAACAAACAACUUUUUAGGGUUGUGUUUUAUCUGUUUCAAACCUAAUGUUAUGUGAACUUUUUUGUCUGGCAUUAAUAGAGAAGAUACCAUAUUUAGAAUAACAAGUGCUGGUUAACCAACAUUAAUGGUUAACUAGCAAUAAUGGUUAACUAGCAAUAAUGGUUAACCAACAUUAAUGGUUAACUAGCAAUAAUCUUUUGUAACUUAGAUGUGUCAAGUUAUGAGAAAAACUGAUGCUGGAGCAGAACUUGGCAAUAUCUUCCACUUGCUUAAACUAUAUCAAAUGACAACUUUUAAUAUGUGUCAA
Molecule: messenger RNA, 1195 nt
Organism: Saccoglossus kowalevskii
Lineage: Eukaryota; Metazoa; Hemichordata; Enteropneusta; Harrimaniidae
Product: diphosphoinositol polyphosphate phosphohydrolase 1-like
Biological process (GO): adenosine 5'-(hexahydrogen pentaphosphate) catabolic process; diphosphoinositol polyphosphate metabolic process; diadenosine hexaphosphate catabolic process
Cellular component (GO): cytoplasm; nucleus
Molecular function (GO): bis(5'-adenosyl)-pentaphosphatase activity; bis(5'-adenosyl)-hexaphosphatase activity; endopolyphosphatase activity
Source: RefSeq, a predicted model, not a curated record